Perognathus longimembris pacificus (Pacific pocket mouse) is the source of this 335-nucleotide messenger RNA. Its product is annotated as C-X-C motif chemokine 9-like. NCBI's taxonomy places the organism in Eukaryota, Metazoa, Chordata, Mammalia, Rodentia, Heteromyidae. Gene Ontology annotation, biological process: inflammatory response; chemokine-mediated signaling pathway; neutrophil chemotaxis. Gene Ontology annotation, molecular function: CXCR chemokine receptor binding; chemokine activity. The annotation marks the transcript as partial. The record is from RefSeq and is a predicted model, not a curated record. Gene Ontology annotation, cellular component: extracellular region. The transcript is spliced from 4 exons.
AGGAGUGACCCGGCAGACCCCAUUCCACUAUGGAGAAAAGAGGGGCUCCUUUCCUCGUGGGCAUCAUCCUCCUGCUUCUGAUUGCAGCUCAAGGAAACCCAAUAAUUAGGACUCCACGUUGUACCUGCAUCGGCAGUAGGCAAGAGAGGAUCAACCCCAAAUUCUUGAAAGAUCUCAAACAACUUGCCCCCAGUCCUUCUUGUGAGGAAACUGAAAUCAUUGCUACACUGAGGAACGGAAAGCAGACAUGUCUAGACCCCAAGUCCGCAUAUGUGAAGAAACUGCUGAAAAACUGGGAGAAACAGAUCAGCCAAAAGAAAAGGCAGAAGAAAGGG